AUGCAGACUCAAGUACUCGACCUCACUGCUAAGGAAUGCAUUACGGACGAAGUGAUGAGAACGGUGAUGCUCAAGAAGUUCGGUCCUGAUCCCAACAUCGUCAUUUUCGACGCUUCGGCGCUGGGCGUUGUCGUGGACGGCAGUGUCGGUGCCGACACUGCGAGCAUUCUGCGGGCGAUGAGGGGGCUAUCAACGGAGAUUGUGCUCUUUCCGGUGAACUGCAACAACACCGACUGGCGCUCAAUCAUGAUAAACCUCGCCAAAGGCAAGGUUUCCAUCUACGAUUGUAGCUCUUCUUCGUACCUGCUUGGUGUUCGUGCUGUGGCGCAGACGCUAAUACCCCUUCUACCAAGUACCGUUGAAAUGAGUUUGCGCGUGCAAACAUACGAGUCGGGCCUCGGGGUGCACACAGAUAGCUACAACUGUGGUAUCUAUGUAUUGAUUGCUUUCAAGAUCUUUUGCGGAGCUGAACCGCUGGGCCACCUUGACAAGAAGACGCUGCAGUGCCUGCGAUACCGCUACCUACGUAUGUGCUUGCAAGAUUAA
Messenger RNA from Phytophthora sojae, 546 nucleotides. RefSeq lists its product as hypothetical. NCBI's taxonomy places the organism in Eukaryota, Oomycota, Peronosporomycetes, Peronosporales, Peronosporaceae. Gene Ontology annotation, biological process: proteolysis. The transcript has a single exon. The record is from RefSeq and is a predicted model, not a curated record. Gene Ontology annotation, molecular function: cysteine-type peptidase activity. Bases 1 to 546 code for a protein of 181 amino acids.